GCAACCCCAGUGUGCUUUGCGCCUCACUCUUGGCCAGCGCGCCUGCGCUGCCUUGAGCAGCCGGUUACGUGCGUCAGCAGCAGUCCUGCUCUCAAGCCGUGGUAGCAGCCAGGGUUCAGAAAAAUGUGGGUGUUUGGUUACGGGUCCCUCAUCUGGAAGGUGGACUUCCCCUACCAGGACAAGCUGGUUGGUUACAUCACAAACUACAGCCGGCGCUUCUGGCAAGGCAGCACUGACCACCGCGGGGUUCCCGGCAAGCCUGGAAGAGUUGUGACUCUUGUUGAAGAUCCUGGGGGCAGUGUAUGGGGUGUUGCUUACAAACUACCAGUAGGAAAAGAAGAGGAAGUAAAAACAUACCUUGACUUCAGAGAGAAAGGAGGCUACAGAACUACAACAGUCAUUUUUUAUCCAAAAGAUCCUACAAGAAAACCAUUCAGUGUUUUGCUCUACAUUGGAACGUGUGACAAUCCUAACUACCUUGGUCCUGCGCCUCUGGAAGACAUAGCUGAACAAAUUUUUAAUGCAGCUGGUCCAAGUGGAAGAAAUACAGAAUAUCUUUUUGAACUUGCCAAUUCCAUUAGGAAACUUGUGCCAGAAGACGCAGACGAGCAUCUCUUCUCCCUGGAGAGAUUAGUAAAGGAACGUCUAGAGGGCAAAUAGACCUCAAUAGCACAGCACCAGCUCCUCCAACAGGCAGGGCUGUUAGCCCUCAGAAAAUAACUUCAGUCCAAGAGAGCAGUAUGAUUUGGACAUUUUUACUUUAAGACCUUAGUAUUCACUGUUAUAAUUAGAGUAUCAUCUAAAUUUACUGUUUAUUUACAAGUGUCCUAAAACAUGUUCAGAAGAUUUGCAUACAGAGGAAGAAGGAGUUGAAGUUAUACAAGUGAUUUUCUAACUAGAUAUGGACAUUUGUUCAUUAGACAUACAGGUUUCAAGUCACUUCCUGCUUUUAUCAGAGUAACCAUGAUUUAUAGUUUAUAUGCUUAAAAUAACAUUAUUAGAAAUAUAUGGUAAUAGAUAAGGUUCCAGCACUGAUUGUUAAUUUCCUUGUUAUUUCAGAUUAAAUGAAUGUCAAAUUUAGGCCAAAAGAAAUUGGGUUUGUUAACAUAAAACUUUCCUUAGAAUUAUAAUGUGUUAUCUUCUCCUUUGGGGGGGAAAGGCAUUUUAUUAGAAAGAAAACAGUCUAGCACGAAUUAUGUAAAUCACAUCCACUAAUGAUAAUGUCAUUUAUUUUGUAUUUAUCUCAUAAUGAAACUGGAAAAAAAAAAGGUUUUCUGAUAAUUACCAGUUAGGAAAAACAUAAUGAAAAUGGUGUUUGAAACAGGUUUUACAAUUAUCAUUUCUCAAAGAAGUGUCAUUUUCUGAUUAUACUAUGUACAUUUUGUCACCUAAGAGUAUCAACUAUUUAUGUAGCUACUUAACAAGGAAGCUAAUUUUUAAAUUAUUGACUUAUAAAAUUAGCCUCGAUUUAAGAUAAUUGGAUUAUUUCUUUAAUAUAAGGGCUCUAGAAUCAACACUAAAAGACUUUCAGUUUCAGGGUGAGUCUCCUGUGAGGCUUACUAAGAACUCAUCAGGUAUCCAGUUUGGUGGCUCACACCUAUUUUUAACUUGGGAAGUUAAAAAGGAAGAGUGCCCUGAGUUCAAGGCCAGCCUAGCCCUCAGAGUCAGACCCUGUCUCAGAAGAGUAAGCCAGGCACAAUGGCUCACACCUGUAACCCAAUAACCCAAUACUCUGGAAGCUUAAAUAGGAGACUCCAGAGUUCAGGGCCAGCCUGAGCUACAGAGUGAGCCCUUGUCUCAAAAAAAGCAAACAAAGCUUCUCAACUAAUACAGAAAUAUUUCACAUGAAAAAUAAAGUUGCCCUUUAUUAAUUAAUAAUUUUUAUGCUUAUUAAUGUUUAUUAAUUAGCCCCUUAGCGAUUUACUCAGAUAACAUUUUUAAGUAUUUUCUAAUAUUUAAGAUUUUUAGUUUUCCAGGCAGUAUUUCGCAUAUCUGGUACUAUGAAGGUUACUAGCAUUUAGUAAUAUCUAAUAACAUGAUAUGAUGCAGUUUACAUAGGGGACAUAUUCUCAGUUUAUAAGAACUGCUCUAAGCUUGUUUCUAUCAUUUGCAGCCAUUUACAAACAUAAAAAAACACAGAAAUCUCAAUCUCUCUAAAGCACACAAUACUACAGUGUAUCUAAAAGUACAGAACCUAGCCUUCUCACUACCCAGCAUCUUUUCUCCAAGAGAUAGAGAUUCGCAUGUUUAUAUAAAGACGUUCAAGUUAAUUUUGACAGCUCUGUGUCUGUUCCCACAAAUAUAAUGACAUGAUUACCAUUUUACAAACAAAUCAAGCCAGGCGGUGGUGGCGCACGCCUUUAAUCCCAGCACUCGGGAGUCAGAGGCAGGCGGAUCUCUGUGAGUUCGAGACCAGCCUGGUCUACAAGAGCUAGUUCCAGGACAGGCUCCAAAACCACAGAGAAACCCUGUCUGGAAAAAACAAAAUAAAUAAAUAAAAAUAAAAAUACAAACAAAUCAAUUAGGGUACAAAAUAUCAAAAGGAAUUAACUCUGAUUUCUGUUUGUGCCUUUUUAGGCCUUCAGUUAUAAGUGAAGCUAAGCUAAGCAGUGGUGGCACGCGCGCACACACACACACACACGUUUAAUCCCAGCAUGGGGGGGACACAGAUCUGAGUUGAAGGCCAGCCUAUUCUACAGCGUGAGUUCCAAGACAGCAAGGGCUACACAGAGAAACCCUGUUGGGGGUGGAGGGAUGGGGGUUGGGGGGAGUAGGGUAGAAAAUACAUUAACACAUGUGCUAUAUCAUCAGCAUCGUAAAUAUUUACAGGAAGGCCAGGAAAGAAAUAUUCAUUGUCAUCAAGCUGGGAAGAAAACUAAAUGAAAUGAAAAAAGUAAAUAGCACCAAAAGCAGAAGGUGGAUUUAAAGUCUCCAACAUAGGAACCAUCACUCUGACAUACUGUGUUGAGAAUAAUUCUCUUUACAGCUCUCAGACCCAAUUUAAAAAUGUUCUACUUCAUUCUGCCCUAAUUGCAUACACAGACUCAGGCUCUUAUGCCUCAUGGUAGAAAUAAUAGCUAGACAUUAACAAAAGUAUGCGCAUAAACACUGCACUUAGAAAAGAAACUAUUCUGUCGGGCUUGGUUUAGCUUGGUUUAGCUUUUGAGGCAUGGUCUUGAUGUUUAGUGGGGCUGACCUGAAAUUCAGUCCUGCCUCAGCUUUUGGUCUGUUGGGAUUAUAAGCAUAUGCCAACUUGUCUGCCUAAAGACUGUGUGUGAGUGUGUGUGUAAGAGAGUGAGCAAUGUAUGUGGGGUAAUGUGCUUGCCACGGCGUUCACUGACCAGAGGACAACCCCAUGAAGUUGUUUGUGUCUCGCUUACAUGGGAGCUGAAGCUCAUGCUGCUGGCUUUCACAGGAGGCACUUGCACUCAUUUAGUCACCUAGGUGGCCCCUGAGUGAACUGUGAGAAAUUUCAUCUUUCUACUCUUUUGGUUUCGGUUGUUUGUUUUUCAUUUUUUUACUUAUUUUAUUUUUUUGAGAUAGUGCCUUACGAUGUAGCUGUGAUUAUUCUGGAUCUCACUCCCAAGUGCUGGGAUUAAAGGUGUGCACCACCAGGCCUGGCAUAGAUUUUCUCUUAUUCUAGUUCAUACUGUCGGAUUUUUCGGUCUCAAACACUACUUUCACUUGUCAACUGACUACCCGACUCCCAUAUAGAAAAAGUUAUUUAGAGAAACAGGCAGUGAUAACUUUCAACUCUAUUUGAAAGCAUCUACUGAUCUAUUUUGUUAAAACUUCUUUAAAAGUUUGACAGCUGUCAGUAUGCAUUUUUAUCUUGAAUAAGGAAAAAUAAGUAAUUUCUUAAUAAAGUACCUGACAUGCAUGUUAUAUAUCUUAAUAGUGUCUACUGAAUUUUAAAGUUUAUUACAGUGUGUGAUAGGAUGCUUAAUGAAUAUUGUCUAUUCUUAACAAAUAUUACAAAUGUACUUUAUACCACAUAUUCCAAGCAACAUAGGUUCAAUAUACAAGAUUCAUGAUUACAAAUAUACUUAAAGUUUGAGAACUAUUUUUUAUCUGUCACAUAUUUUUUCAACAUUUUGCAGCUAAUAUUUCUUUCCAUUGGCAUUAAAUUUCUCUUUUCCAUAGUAUAUCUUUUAAAAAUUGUAUCUCAGGAGAAUACUCUCUCAGUGGGCAAGUGCACAGCAUCCCUAUACCCACUCAGCAACUGUAUCAAUGUAAGCAUCCUAUUACUAUAAUGUACCACUGAUUCUUCCAAGUCAGCUGUGAUGAACAUGUUUUUAAAUUCUGUCUCACCACAACAGAUGGAAAUGGUGGUGCAUGCCUAUAAUCCCAGCUCUUGGAAGGCGUAGGCAAGAACAUCAUGAGUUCAAGGUCAUCCUGAACUACACAGUGAAACCCUCACAAGGGUGAAAGGGAUAUAAAAUAUACCUGCCAAUCAAAUGUUCACAUUUCACCUCUGUUUCCACACAAAAGUACUCACUACAUUUUCUACUGAUCUACCUUUCAGCAAUUCAAGUCCUAAAAUCUUGAACCCUCUUGUGGUUUGAAUGAGAAUGGCCCCAAAGAUUCGUAUGUUGGUAGCUGUUGGGAAGCACUAGCAUUUGUGCCUUUCCUGGAGGAAGUAUGUCACCGGGGGCAGGCUUUAAGGAUUCAAAAGACUCAUGCCAUUUUGAGUUAGCUUUCUUUGCCUCCUGCCUGUGGAUCAAGAUGUGAGCUCAUAGCUGUUCCUGCUUCCAUGCCUUUGCUUCCCCAUCUUAUACUCUAACCUUCUGGAAUUGUAAGCCCAAUUAAACCCUUUAUGUUAUAGCAUGUCUUUGUCAUGGUUUUGUCACAGCAAUAGAAAAGUAAGUAAUACGGCCAGUCUGUACACACAAUAAGAUGUUGAAGACUUUUUUAAUCCUUAGCUAAUAUGUCAAAUACUUUAACUC
This is a messenger RNA of Chionomys nivalis (European snow vole), 4946 nucleotides long. RefSeq names its product ChaC glutathione specific gamma-glutamylcyclotransferase 2 (gene Chac2). The record is from RefSeq and is a predicted model, not a curated record. Gene Ontology annotation, cellular component: cytoplasm. Lineage: Eukaryota; Metazoa; Chordata; Mammalia; Rodentia; Cricetidae. The coding region runs from base 124 to 660 and encodes 178 amino acids. Gene Ontology annotation, biological process: glutathione catabolic process. Gene Ontology annotation, molecular function: gamma-glutamylcyclotransferase activity; glutathione specific gamma-glutamylcyclotransferase activity. The transcript has 3 exons.